AUGUCUGCUCCUGGAUCCCCAAAAAGAAUAGCCAAAAAACAGUCUCUUAGUAUUUUGUCCGGCUCUACCUUGAACCAAAUAAACAAUCAGCACACUGAUUUCUCAAAACCUGUCAAAGAAAGGAUAAUAAGCGAGUCAACUGGUUUGAUUAAAUUUUCAUUGAAGACAACACCAACAGAUGAAACGGCAAACAAAGCCAAUGGGCUAGUAAAGACAAGAGGACCAACCGCGUUUGGCAAACCCCCAAUAAUGGAAGAUAAUACAAGCUCCGUUGAUACACUUGUUGAAAAAGAAAAUAACCCUGAGCCAACUUUUACUAAAAUACCUAUCUACAUUCCUAUCAAUAAAGAUGAGAUAGGCAAGAAAGACGAUGAGAGUCAGCUACUGUUCAAAUUAGCUUCACAGCAAAGAAAGGUGUUAGAUCUUUCGGAACAGCUGAAGCAGGCAAAAGAAAAUUUAGCGCAGCUUGAACAGCAAUAUAAGGGUUCAGUUAUGGGGGACAUGAACUCAAAAAAACCCAAAGUUGCAAAGCCUGAGCAAACUGAUGUGUUGUCGUCGAAAAUGAUUUCAUCCCCUACAAAGGUAGCUUCGUCAUUGAGGAAGUCUGCAUCUAUCAUUAAUAUUAAUCCACCAAAAAUUAAUGCCCAAGAGCAAAUCUUCAAAACACAAAAGCAAGUAGCAGAAACCUUCACGCAGCUGACAACGAACAUUUCAAGCAACAGCUUCCUACUCAAAAGUAGAUCUUUUUUUGAAACAAACCUAAACAAGAAUAUUCAAAUGGGUAGUGAAUUGUUCAACUCUAUUUUUGAGAAAGAUGUGAAACCAGAAGCAGACUCAGACACUGAAGUUUCUGUAGAUGAAGAUACCCAUCGUUUUGAUUACAGUCUCGAUUUUGACUUGGACCGUCUGAAUAAGCUGAAUUUCGAUAGCAAAAUAAAAGGUACGAUUCUCGAAGAUCUAGAGGAGGUUGAAAGCGCUGAGAGGGGAGCUGACGAUGCCAGUGACCACCAAGUAUCAAGAACAUUAUCCGCUGUUAGUAGCAAUACAGAAGAGGACUAUGGGGGGGCUGUAACUAAUAUGUAA
Molecule: messenger RNA, 1083 nt
Organism: Pichia membranifaciens NRRL Y-2026
Lineage: Eukaryota; Fungi; Ascomycota; Pichiomycetes; Pichiales; Pichiaceae
Exons: 1
Coding region: 1-1083 (360 amino acids)
Source: RefSeq, a predicted model, not a curated record